AUGGCAACCUCAAGACUUCAAUCUGUUGUUUCGCAGUUCAUCCCGGGCGUCAAGCCUUUGGACAAGAUCCAACAGAAGAACCCCGACGAUGUUGUCAUCACCCUCGCCAUCCGUACCCCAUUGACCCGGGCUCGCAAGGGUGGCUUCAAGGACACACAGCUCGAUGGCAUCCUGUUCAAGCUUCUUGAGCAGGUCAACCAGCGCAGCAACCUGUCCCCAGCUCUUGUUGAGGACAUUUGCGUAGGAAACGUCAACGACCCCAAGGCCGCGUACUACGCCCGUGCUGCUGCUCUGGCCGCCGGUUACCCAGUCACCACCUCCGCCUCCACUGUCAACCGAUUCUGCUCCUCCGGUCUCAAGGCCGUCCAGGACAUCGCCAACGCCAUCACCCUUGGCUCCAUCGAGAUCGGUCUCGCCGUCGGCGCUGAGAGCAUGACCGACCAGGCUCCUCCGUUCCGCGCUUUCGCCGAUGAGAUCAUGGCUGCCAACCAGGACGCUGUCGACUGCUUGAUGCCCAUGGGUCAGACCUCGGAGAACGUCGGCAAGGACUUCAACAUCACCCGUGAUCUCCAGGACCGCUACGCCGCCGAGUCUUACCGCCGCGCCGAAGUCGCCCAGAAGGCCGGCUGGUUCGACGACGAGAUCGUGCCCAUCACCGUCACCCAGGAGGACGGCAAGCAGUACACCUUGACCAAGGACGAGGGUCCCCGAUGGGGCACCACCUUCGAGUCCCUCUCCAAGAUCCGCCCUGCCUUCCCCGACUUCGGUGACAAGUCCACCGGUGGUAACAGCAGUCAGGUCACCGACGGUGCCGCCGCCGUCCUCCUGAUGAAGCGCAGCAAGGCCCUCGAGCUCGGCCAGCCCAUCAUGGCCAAGUUCGUCGGCGCCACCGUCGCCGGUCUGCCCCCGCGCAUCAUGGGUAUCGGCCCAUCCGUCGCCGUGCCCAAGCUCCUCGCCCAGCACAACCUGUCCGUCGACGACAUCGACCUCUUCGAGCUGAACGAGGCCUUCGCCAGCAUGGCCGUCUACUGCCGCGACACCCUCAAGAUCGACUGGGAGAAGAUGAACGUCCGCGGUGGCGCCAUCGCCCUCGGCCACCCGCUCGGCGCCACCGGUGCCCGCCAGAUCGUCACCGGUCUGUCCGAGGCCCGUCGCCGCAAGGCCAAGGUCCUGGUCACCACCAUGUGCAUCGGCACCGGCCAGGGUAUGGCUGGUCUGUUCGUCAACGAGCAGCUGUAG
Molecule: messenger RNA, 1239 nt
Organism: Dissoconium aciculare CBS 342.82
Lineage: Eukaryota; Fungi; Ascomycota; Dothideomycetes; Mycosphaerellales; Dissoconiaceae
Product: beta ketoadipyl CoA thiolase
Exons: 3
Coding region: 1-1239 (412 amino acids)
Biological process (GO): fatty acid beta-oxidation; phenylacetate catabolic process
Cellular component (GO): peroxisome
Molecular function (GO): acetyl-CoA C-acyltransferase activity
Source: RefSeq, a predicted model, not a curated record